CUCAGCUUGUGAUGAGAUCGAUAAAAGUUGGACAUUGUUGAUAAAGCUAGCAUGGAUGAGUUGGUUGGUAGGAAAGGAAUAAAGGGAAAAGUUAAAUGCAGAUGUUGGAAAUCUGAAACAAAAACAGAAAAGGUAGGGAAAAGAUUAACAGGUGGGGCAAUGUUUUGUGUUUGCGAUCCUUAGUUUUUCAAGUACUGCCUAAUCUGAAAUUCAUCCAGAAUUUUCCAUUUCCUUUUGUCAUAGUAAUAGAAGCAUUUACCUUGAGUUGAUGGGCUAUCGUUAGAAGGAUGGAGGCUUUGAUGCCAUACAAAACUGAGACUGAAAGAUCUCUGGAUACUAAGCAGUGAUGGGGCAGAAACUGGUGAUCUUACUGAGUGUCUACUCCUAUUUCUUCAAUGUGUGAGCAUGCCCUUGUUAGUAUAGAAGGGUGGAGAGGAUUAACAAGGAAAGGGGUAUGGUAUAUGGGAUGGUUUUUGAGGAAUGGUAUAUAAAAUGUUGAUAUUGCCAGAGCUAUAUAAAGAAUCAAAGCAAAAACAAGAAUGCAGAUGCUGGAAAAUGGAAGUGAACAAUACUGAGGAUACAUUCAGUCAGACAGGUGUUGUAGGAUGAACUCUGGAGCCCAGUGUCACUAAUCAGAAGUACUCCGUAUCCACUUGACUUGAGUAUUCCAGUACUAGUAAUAUGACAUUUCCAGUUUGUCACCUUUAAUGCAUUUUACUUGGUGUCAGUUUCACAGGAAAGAUGUGAUAGAACAUAGAAAAGUACAGCACAUUACAGUCUUACAAUUAGAGGCCCUUUGGCCCACAAUCUUGUGCCACCUAUGUAACCUACACUAGAAACUGCCUAGAGCAAUGGUUUCCCAACCAGUGGCCUAGAGUCCCCUAUCACACAGCCUUCUAUUUUUCUAAGCUCCAUAUACCCAUCUAAUAGUCUCUUAGAAGACUCUAUUAUACCUGCCUCUACCAACUUCGCUGGCAAUGCACUACUCUGUGGAAAAAACUCUCUGAUGUCAUCCUUGUACCACUUUCAAGCACCUUGAAACUACGCCGCUUGUGCUAGCCAUUUCAAGACCGGGAUAGAGCCUUUGGCCUUCCACAUGAUCAAUGCCUUGCAUCAUCUUGUACACCUCUAUUAGGUCAUCUUUCAUCCCCUGUCGCUCCAAGGACAAAAGGCCAAGUUCAAUCAGAUGGUUCGAAUUAUUUGGCACUGAGGAAGCUAGGAGGAAACUUUUUUUAAAUUGCGGUGCCAGGAGAGUAUAGAACCUUUUGUCAACAGGGAUGAAAGUGGAGAAUAGUUUUAAAGUACGAUGAGUGGAUAUUAAUUUUAACCCAAACGAUGAUGGUAGUGAUACAGAACAAUACCUAAACGGAUGGUAGAGGCUUGUUACACUUAAGCUGAUCAUUUGCUGAAAUGUGGAAUUCAGAUGGUUGGAUCUUUUCCUACUGCCAUGGGCAAGAUUGAUGAAAUGGCUUUCUAUUCCAUUAGGUUUUGGUGCUGUAUCGAGAGAGGAUUGCUUGUACAUUGUAGAUGUAUCUUGCAAGAUUAAGACAUGCACAAAUGAAAGAAUUGACGAAGCAGGCAAAAAUGUAGUGGAGUGCAGAAACUGAAGGACCAAGAUUGUAAAUUAGCUCUGAAACAAGUGGCUCUGAUGGUGCAAAAGUAUUGUCUGAACCAGGUAAAGUGACAGCAGCAGUGAAAGUGGCCAUUGAUGCUGGUUAUCGUCACAUUGAUGGUGCAUUUGUGUAUGCAAAUGAAAAAGAAGUUGGUGAUGCUAUUCAGGCGAAGAUCAAGGAUGGAACUGUAAAGCGUGAAGAUCUUUUCAUUGUUAGCAAGCUGUGGUGUACAUUUCAUGCCAAAGACAUGGUGAAGGAUUGCUGUUCUAAGACGUUAAGUGACCUGAAACUGGACUAUCUGGAUCUGUACCUUAUUCAUUGGCCUAUGGGAUUCAAGGCUGGCCAGGAGAACUUGCCUCGCAAUGAGAUUGGGAUGAUAAUACCAAGUGACACGGAUUUUGUUGACACUUGGGAAGCAAUGGAAGAAUUGGUGGAUCAAAAAAUGGUUAAAGCUAUUGGGGUGUCCAAUUUUAAUCAUAAGCAGAUAGAGCGUAUCCUUAAUAAAAAAAACUUGAAGUACAGACCAGCUGUCAACCAGAUUGAGUGCCACCCUUAUCUAACUCAAGAAGAUCUGAUCUCCUAUUGCAAUUCCAACAAUAUUGUUGUGACAGCCUAUAGUCCACUGGGAUCUCUGGACAGACCAUGGGCAAAGCCAGAUGAACCCAAUCUCCUUGAGGAUCCUAAGCUACAGGAAAUAGCACAGCGUCAUAAGAAAUCAGUAGCACAAGUGUUGAUCCGGUUCCAGAUUCAAAGAAGGCUGGUUGUAAUUCCAAAGUCUGUCACUCCAGAGCGAAUUAAGGAAAACUUUCAGGUGUUUGAUUUUCAGUUGAGUGAUGAGGAAAUGAAGAGUAUUCUUUCCUUCAACAGGAAUUGGCGAAGCUGUCCUCUAGAAUGGUGUGUUAACCACAAGGACUAUCCUUUUUGAGGUUACAAACUAACGGCUUCAAAUGGAACAAGCUAUCUGAAAAGUUAUGGCUCUCCUAUCUGUAGAUUUGAACAGCAGAAUUAAUGUGAUAUUUUGAAGAACAGGUUUUUUAACUGCAUGGUGAUGUGGUUUAGCAGUGUAACUUACUGAUUGUAUCAAUGAUGUGAAUAAACAUUUCACUCUUGC
This is a messenger RNA of Hypanus sabinus (Atlantic stingray), 2724 nucleotides long. RefSeq names its product aldo-keto reductase family 1 member B1-like. NCBI's taxonomy places the organism in Eukaryota, Metazoa, Chordata, Chondrichthyes, Myliobatiformes, Dasyatidae. The record is from RefSeq and is a predicted model, not a curated record. Gene Ontology annotation, molecular function: aldose reductase (NADPH) activity. Gene Ontology annotation, cellular component: cytosol. The coding region runs from base 1861 to 2538 and encodes 225 amino acids. The transcript is spliced from 11 exons.